GUGUGACAUUAACAGAGGUGGAUCACACACAUCAAAGACAUCGUCUAUCAGACAUGGGCCUCAUAAAACAAGGCCGGCAUCGCGACUGGACCAUUCAGGCACUCCCUGCAACAGCGACCACAAGAAGAAGAAGAAGGACUAACGAUGCAAAGCGCUGCGGUUCUCCUCCUCGUGGUUUGGUGUGUGGCGGUGACGUCAGACGUCGGACGCCCCCUGCAGACUCUCAAGACCGGAGGACUUCCCCUCCUCAUGAUGCAGCUCUACAGAGCCAUGCUGACCGAGGACCGGGCCGGGAGAGAGAGUUGGAUCGUGGACAAACCCGGACUGCAUAACUCGGACUCUGUGACCAGUCUUAUCGCUAAAAGCUGCCAGCAGAGGGGCAACAGAUGGUCCAUCACCUUCGACAUGUCCUCCAUGUAUUCCAGCAAUAAUAACUUUCAACAGGCCGAGCUAAGGAUGCGCCUCCCUGCCUUCAGCAAGUCCUCCAUGGCUUUAGUAGACAUCUACCACUCCAGAGUGGACCCGUGUUCUGAAGAGAACUGCUCAGACAACAGGGUGUUCCUGGGACGCCUCAGAGCCCGUCCUGGUUCUAUGACACUCUCCUCCUCGUCCUCCUGGAAGGUGUUCACCAUGACUGAGAUGCUCAGUCGUUGGCGACAACAGGAACCGCUCACGCGCUGGCAUGAGGUAGCCACAGAGAUGGAGGAGGAUCUGGAGGGGGUCCAACACCCUACAGCGAACCGGGUCAUUAUGGUGGUCUUCGCCAGGCAGAAGAGGACACCCACUCUCAUCCACACAGCGGAACAUUCCAAAUACGUGAGCUUGGGAUGGGAUGCUGGCGCCAAGACGAAGUGGCGCAGGACCAAAAGGCACCCACACACUUACCGCAGGCCCAGAGAAAGGAUGCCAGUGGUCAGCCCUGCUGAUACUCUGAACAAGCAAGGUCCUUUAUGCAGGAAGGUGGACAUGUGGGUGGACUUUGAGAAGCUGGGCUGGAGUCAGUGGAUUAUUUAUCCCAAACGCUAUAACGCCUUCCGCUGCGAAGGGGCCUGUCCCACACCUGUCGAUGAGAGAUUUAAACCAACCAACCACGCUUACAUGCAGAGCCUGCUGAAGCACUACCACCCACACAAGGCGCCAUGUUUGUCCUGCGUGCCCACACACCUUUCGCCACUCUCCAUGCUCUACUACGAGAAGGGCAAGCUGGUGAUGAGGCACCACGAGGACAUGGUGGUGAAGGAGUGUGGCUGCCACUGAGAACCUGGACAGCACAGGCAAAGGACACAUUGUACAGUGGCAACAAACAUCUAGCAUGUACACUCAAAAUUAUGUUUUGUACUUUUCAUUAAUAUAACUACAACACUGACUGAAGCACUAUGGUACACAAAGGACGGAACAUUGUUUCUUAAUGCAAGAAAUCUACACAUUUUUGCAUGAUGCAAGUGCUUUAACUUUGAGAUGUUUUGGUCACAUUGACCCAAUUGUUUUGUUACAUUGUACAUUAAAUCAAGUUAUUUAUUUUCAAUUGUGAAGUUUGAGUGAGUACAUAAGUUACUUAUUUGGACGUCAAAGCUGAUUGGUCGCUAACGGUCUCAGCCAGCCAAUCAGGAUACAACUCCAAUUAUGAUGAUUUUGUUGAUUUCACACAGAGUAAACUGUUACAAAGGAUUAAAUCAAUACCAUUUGUAAGAUAAAUUAAAUGUCAUGAGCAUGGUUAACUAGUAAUAAAAUAUAACAAACAAUAGAUUGUAUU
Nerophis ophidion (straightnose pipefish) is the source of this 1753-nucleotide messenger RNA. RefSeq names its product nodal homolog 2-A-like. Lineage: Eukaryota; Metazoa; Chordata; Actinopteri; Syngnathiformes; Syngnathidae. The record is from RefSeq and is a predicted model, not a curated record. The coding region runs from base 145 to 1257 and encodes 370 amino acids. Gene Ontology annotation, biological process: SMAD protein signal transduction; BMP signaling pathway. Gene Ontology annotation, molecular function: growth factor activity; type I activin receptor binding; cytokine activity. Gene Ontology annotation, cellular component: extracellular region. The transcript is spliced from 3 exons.